Gymnodraco acuticeps is the source of this 2620-nucleotide messenger RNA. RefSeq names its product thymocyte selection-associated high mobility group box (gene tox). Lineage: Eukaryota; Metazoa; Chordata; Actinopteri; Perciformes; Bathydraconidae. Gene Ontology annotation, biological process: leukocyte differentiation; regulation of transcription by RNA polymerase II. The transcript is spliced from 10 exons. The record is from RefSeq and is a predicted model, not a curated record. Gene Ontology annotation, molecular function: chromatin DNA binding. The coding region runs from base 498 to 2426 and encodes 642 amino acids. Gene Ontology annotation, cellular component: nucleus.
UCCGCGAGGCACCUCGGCACCAAGCACACGCGCGGCAGCAGCAGCAGCAGCAGCAGCGGAGGAAAAUCAGAAAACGAGAGUCCCAAACCGGGACAGACAGGGUCCAACAACGUCCCCUGUCCGAAAACAAACAACGACACUGGAUACAUGAUACAAUAGAAGAAGGGAAAACGACGACGAAGUUUGUUUUUAACGCCAGGUAUUGAAGAAGUGGCUUUACCGGGAAGUUUUCUCAUCGCAGCAGCAGCAACUGGAGCAUCUGUCUGAACUCCACUGACUCCAUAUGCUCGGUUCCGUCUAACGUAUCUACUUGAAAACUGCUUUUAUUUAACAAAACAACCGUGUUUCUUUUCAUUUUUUUCGCUCAGAGACACACAGAAAAUAUCUAACUUUGUUAAAAAAAAAAACAACGUCAAGGUGUUCAGGCAUUCACAUAGAUAAAAGAAGAGAGAGAACCGAAGGGAGCACAGACGGGAGAAGUGGAUGUAUUUUGAGCCAUGGAUGUAACAGUUUACCCGCCUCCUCCUCAGUCUCUGUCAGCGAAAGACCACACCAGGAUGGGGCAACAAUCCUACCCUGACCCGGCCUUUGGGACCACCAAGCUGGAUGGGGACACCAUGUUCCUGGGUAUGCCAGAAGCCGGCCAUGACUUUGCCUCAACCAAUCAGUUUCGUGUGCCUCAGCCCCCCCACCCUCUCAGCAAGGUGACGCAAUCCAACCAGCCCUCCCAGCACUGGAGGAGGGACACACACAUGCCCGACACACACCGUCUGCCCUGGUCUUACUCAGUGGGUGGUUUGGGUGAUGAUGACUACAACAUUCCCCCCAUCACUCCCCCCACCCUGCCAGAGCACAUGCUGCACCCCCAACUCCCACACGAUUCCCGCUCUGGACCAUACCACCAAAUGGACCCCCCUUCCAGGUCAGCGCCGCACCACCCCUACCAGCUUCAGGGCAUGGACCUGCCCGGCAUGUCCAGUGGCCAGGAUGGAAACGCCCUGCUGAACCAGGAUGGGGGCACCUUCAGUCCGGACGGGGGCCCCAUGACCAGCACCCUGUCUGUGAUGCAGCAGAUGGUGAACUCUGACUCACGGUUCACCAGCAGCCAACAGCCAAUCGAAGCUGCGCUCGGACCCAGGAGCCAAUCGGGCAUGAGCCAGCAAGGUCAGCUGUCCACCAUCAACCAAUCCCAGCUGGGGCUGAGUGGGAACUCUGCUACCCAUAAUUCUCCUUCCCCCCCUGGAAGUAAAUCAGCCACCCCGUCCCCGUCCAGUUCAGCACAUGAGGACGACAAUGAUGACGGACUCAGGCUGGUCAGUGUAGCAGAGAAGAGGCCAGCGACAGUGGACAUCUCCAAGAAACCAAAAACACCAAAGAAGAAGAAGCGCAAGGACCCCAACGAGCCGGUGAAGCCAGUUUCCGCCUACGCCCUGUUCUUCAGGGACACCCAAGCCAACAUCAAGGCCCAGAACCCCAACGCUACCUUCGGGGAGGUGUCCAAGAUCGUGGCCUCCAUGUGGGACGGCCUGGGGGAGGAAGAGAAACAGGAGUACAAGAAGAGGACGGAGACGGCUAAGAAGGAGUAUCUGAAACAACUGGCUGCAUACAGAGCCAGCCUGGUCUCACAGAGUUACAACGAUCCGUCUGAAAUGAAGCCCCCCCACUCUUCCUCCAUACCUUCCUCUACCUCAAUGUAUAGCCCUAAGCCUUCAGUGUACCCCGGUCAUCCGGGCCAGCACCACUCCUCCAGCCCAAUGGCCCACCCCCACUCUCACCCCCACCCCCACCCCCACUCUCACUCUCACCCCCACUCUCACCCUCACUCCCUCCCUUCCCACCAGCACCCCAGCAUGUACAUGCCGUACCCUCACCAGUCGCACCCUUCCCACGCCUCAAGCCCCGGCCUCAGCCCACACCUGCCCCCCCCUCACACCCAGAUGCACCCCCAGCUCCAGGCCCUGUCCUCCAGAGGGACGGUGCCACGGCCCAGCGUUCCCCCCCACCAGGGAGCUCUGUCCCUGGGCAGCAUGGCGGCGUCCAGCCCUCCGCUCCAGGUCAGCCCCCCCAUCCACAGCCAGGCCCACCUGGGGGGGCUGCACAGUCCCCACCAGCAGCAUCACCAGCACCAGCAGCAGCAGCACCAGCAGCACCAGCAGCAGCAGCACCAGCAGCACCAGCAGCUCAGUGGACACUCUCUGGGAAUGACACACUCCCCGGGCAUCUCACAGGGCUACCACCCCUCCCUGCAUCCUGACUACCAGCAGUUGGGAGGAGCCAUGCUGAAUGGUGGAGCAGUGAUGUCAUCAUCGGUGGACUACCAUCAGCUGGGUCGACACACGCAGAACCAACACCCCUCUCUGGACUGGAGUACUGAUUACCAUGGCAACGGCGGCCUGCAGAGAGACAAGCCUCUCUAUCUGAGCUAAUCUCAGGACACCAUGACACCAAACCUCAGCAAGCCCUUCCACUGCCACACCACCAACCUCCUGAAGCACAGAGCACCUCCACCUGGACACACUGAGUAAAGGGACGUGUGUGUGUGUGUGUGUGUAUGUGUGUGUGUGUAUGUGUGUGUGUGUGUGUGUGUGUGUGUGUGUGUGUGUGUGUGUGCAAUGCGUGU